Messenger RNA from Kalmanozyma brasiliensis GHG001, 813 nucleotides. RefSeq lists its product as uncharacterized. The coding region runs from base 1 to 813 and encodes 270 amino acids. The record is from RefSeq and is a predicted model, not a curated record. Gene Ontology annotation, biological process: lysosomal transport; endocytic recycling; Golgi vesicle transport. Gene Ontology annotation, cellular component: GARP complex; membrane; EARP complex. The transcript has a single exon. NCBI's taxonomy places the organism in Eukaryota, Fungi, Basidiomycota, Ustilaginomycetes, Ustilaginales.
AUGGCAUCGACAAGCACACCUUCGACACCCACACUCGCGUCGCGGCCGCUGCAAGGUCGGAACGUGGUCGAAAUGAGCCCCAGCUCGUCCACCGGCUCACGGCCGCGAGCCGACAAACGACGAGCCAGCAAGCUGCGCGACUACUACGGCCUCUCCUCCGAGACUCCCACCACAUCACAACCAAGCACGCCCAUCAUCGGCGAGUCGAGCAGCAUCGCUCUAGGACCCAAGAUCGAUCUCUCCUCCCUCCUUCGCUCGGGCAGCCUCAGCACGUUGCUCGGCAAAGAGUCCGAGCUCAUCGUCCAGAUCCGCGAGCUGGACGGAGAACGACAGAGUUUGGUGUACAAUCAUCACCACGAGCUGGUCGCUGCCUCCGAUACGAUCCGGAACAUGAAGAUCAAGUCCGAGUCGCUCGAUCCGUCGUUGGACUCGCUCAGAUCGUCGUUCGAGAGCAUGUCGAAUCUGGCGAGCAAUCUCGAGGUGCUACGCAGCAGUGCUAGAGCGAAGGCGGUGGAGGAGUCGGCCACGGGAGGGAUCGACCGGCUGCACGACCUGGAUCCGAUCGUGACGCUACCAGCGAGGCUGUCAGAUCUAAUCGAGUGUCGAUUGGACGCGGCUGAGACGGGGGAGCAGAGUGCGGAGGCGAGGAAAAUGGGACUAGCGCAGGCGGAGCAUUUGUGGGGGACAAUGGAGCCGGUUUUGGCGGCGUGGACGGAUGCAGGUGUGUCAGGGGUGAGAGAGAUUGCAGCCGAGUGCAGGAGUCUGCUCAAGGAUGGGAGGAAGGCUGUGGGAACGAGCUCUGCGAGUCGAUAG